Molecule: messenger RNA, 932 nt
Organism: Acanthoscelides obtectus
Lineage: Eukaryota; Metazoa; Arthropoda; Insecta; Coleoptera; Chrysomelidae
Source: the annotation of a GenBank genome assembly
CUUAUGGUCGACGGCAUUGUGCAUAUUUCCGGCAUCUAAACAGCAGCCCGAAUUCCAUAGAUUGAGUGUAGUAAAACAUGGCUUCCAAUAAUUAUUAUGAAUGGACGCGUCCGUUGACAACCAGCGAAUUGUUGGAAGAAAUUGAAAACAUCGAAAAUUCCGAAGAUCUUCCAGAUGGAAUUAUUAUUACUCCAGACGAUUUUUCCGACAACACGGACUGCGACUCUGGAGACGAAGAUUCCAAUGACCCGGACCACUCGAACAGCAAUCAACUUUCUGCUCAAGCUGAAUAUUACUUCAUGGACAAUGAAAGGAGAUCACAAAAUGAAACAGUGAUUGAGGGGGUUGCUGGUAUUGAGUGGGAUGAAGAAGACAAUUUACCGCUCGCAUAUUUUGCAAGUCACUCUGAAUAUGAAAAAUGUAAGUGGAUGAAAGGCGACCUACAGAGUGAUAAUACGGAAACAUUUUGAAAUUUUCCACCUCCACUUACACUGACAUCGGAGAGUUCGCCUCUCCAAUUUUUUCAACUAUUUUUGUCACCCGAUAUUCUAACAGAUCUUGUAAAAGACAGCGUUGCAUAUGCUUCUAAAAGAACCAGCUGAACUUUGAACUUUGUUUGGACGAAAUGUAUGUUUUUGUUGGAAUUUUAGUCUUGUCUGGAUACGUUCCUCUACCGAGAAGACGGAUGUAUUGGGAAGAAAGUGAGGAUGUUCAUAAUGAACUAGUCGCCAAAUCAAUGCGUCGAAAUCGAUUUGAAGAGAUUUCUAGCGUUUUCCAUGCUGCUGAUAAUGACAAUCUCCCAGAAGGUGAUAAGUUGGGAAAGAUACGUCCCUUUAUUGAAGCCAUAAAUAAAAAUUUUAUAGACGAAGCGAUGAUACCAUACUACGGUAGGCACGGAUGCAAGCAAUACAUAAGAGGCAAGCUCAUUCGCU